CUCUUGGCCUGGAAUCUCGUUUUGGCAACGACGUCUUGCUGCAAGUUCACAUCGCAAUGCAUUGCUACGCGACACUUGUCGCGCUUCUAAGCGCGCAAAUCGUCAGUGCACUUCCUCAAUCGCAAUGGAAAGCCGUGUCUGAAGACGAAGUAGUUCGCGCUGCUGUCGCAUUUCAUCAGCCAAAGCUUGCUGAGGCUGAAGCUCUGUUGAUGGAUAUUUCAGAUCCUAGUUCAGACAAGUUCGGGCAGUACCUUGACCGCAAGGAAGUCCAAGACUUCUUUAAACCCAGCGAGAUUUCACAGCGAAAAGUUCUACGUUGGCUCGAAGAUGCAGGUAUUGACAUGUCUUCUGUGCAUCUCAAGAAAGCAGCUGCUGUCCUGGAGUUCUCUGCUCCGGUGAAGCAACUUGGGAAGAUGCUGGGAGCCGGAGUUCAUGUUGUGCACAAUGAUGCCACUGGGGAUCUUCGUCUUGAACCUACCGACCACGCAGUUCCGUCUGCAAUUGAGGAUGAUGUUGAGUUCAUUGCUUUGGCUCCAUAUUCCAAGGCUGGCAAAGCGAAGCGCAGUCUCGCGGUCAAGCCUGUCAUCGAUACCCUGCCACCGCCUUACAAGCUUCCAGUGGCAGAUGACCUGCGUAACUGUAGCGAAAGCUGGACUCCAGCUUGCAUACGAAAGCUCUACAGCAUUCCUCUUGGUACCAAAGCUGCAAAGAAUAACUCAAUGGGUCUAUUUGGAUACGGCGACCCUUAUCAACCCUCCGAUCUGAACCAAUUCUGGGCAAAGCACGCUCCAUUCAUUCCCAAGGGGACAAAACCUAAAGUCAACAGUAUCAACGGUGCCGUAGCAAUCGGUGAAACGGUCGAAGGCGAAGAGUUACUCGACAUCGAAAUGUCGUAUCCAAUCGUUUACCCCCAGACCGUCACGAUGUUUCAGACCCCCUACAGCAACAAGGGUGGUCUUGCGAAUGACUUUCUCGACGCUGUUGACGCAAGCUAUUGCAAGUAUGAUGGAGGCGAUGAUCCUGAUCUUGAUCCGUCAUUCCCUGUCUUCGGUGGAUUCCAAGGACCUGCUAUGUGCGGCAAGUACCAGGUUACAAACGUCGUUUCAAUCUCUUUCGCGAUUGAUGAGCAAACCCUACCUAGGCAUUACAUUCAGCGCCAAUGUCAUGAGUGGAUGAAGUUGGCUCUCAGUGGUGUCAGCGUCCUUGUUGCCUCUGGAGAUCGUGGUGUCCAGGGUGCUACACAAUGUACUGUGAACCCCUACGAUAAGAAGAAGGAAGCCUUCAACUCUCUUUUCCCAGGAUCUUGUCCAUAUGUUACAGCAGUUGGAGCGACACAAGUCAACUUUACGGGCAGCAGAACCAAUGAGGUUGCUGUUUUUGAUCCCAAGCACAACUUUUACUCUGGAGGCGGCUUCAGUAACAUGAAUGCACAGCCAGCCUACCAGCGCAAGGCUGUCGCGAGCUAUCUCGCCGCUAACAACCCUCACUACCCCAAGGGAACAUACAACAUUUCUGGACGCGCUAUUCCUGACGUUGCGCUUUUGGGGGCAAAUGUCACUAUCCUACAAGAUGGCAAGACCACGAUCAGCGGAGGAACCAGCGCUGCUACACCUAUGUUUGCUGCUAUGAUUAACAGGAUCAAUGAUGAGCGAUUGCUAGCGGGGAAGAAACCGAUUGGCUUCUUGAACCAGAUUCUGUAUCAGCAUCCUGAGGUAUUUACCGAUAUUACCGACGGUUCUAACCCUGGUUGCGGCACGCAAGGGUUCAAGGCGGCCAAGGGAUGGGAUCCGGUCUCGGGAAUGGGUUCACCCAAGUUUCCAAAGCUUCGAGACUUACUAGUCAGCCUUCCUUGAACUGAGAACAAUGUAUA
Fusarium redolens is the source of this 1870-nucleotide messenger RNA. Its product is annotated as peptidase S8/S53 domain-containing protein. Gene Ontology annotation, molecular function: tripeptidyl-peptidase activity; serine-type endopeptidase activity. The coding region runs from base 57 to 1853 and encodes 598 amino acids. The record is from RefSeq and is a predicted model, not a curated record. Gene Ontology annotation, biological process: proteolysis. The transcript is spliced from 5 exons. NCBI's taxonomy places the organism in Eukaryota, Fungi, Ascomycota, Sordariomycetes, Hypocreales, Nectriaceae.